Molecule: messenger RNA, 2786 nt
Organism: Glycine soja
Lineage: Eukaryota; Viridiplantae; Streptophyta; Magnoliopsida; Fabales; Fabaceae
Product: OBERON-like protein
Exons: 2
Coding region: 842-2545 (567 amino acids)
Cellular component (GO): nucleus
Source: RefSeq, a predicted model, not a curated record
ACAAUGAAGAUACAUACUCCAAUCGAUUAGCCUCCUUUCCAUUUUUCUUCUCCUCUCUCUGGUAACCUUCCUCUCCUUUUUAAUCCAAAUCAUCGUUCUUAUUUUUUCAAGGAUAUUUUUGCUGUGAUUGCGUGAAUUUCGAUCAACCUUUGAAGCAUCCUUUGCUGCAACUUUUAGGUCUCAAUUUUAAGGUCAACUUUCUGUGCCGGGUCGUUCAACUUGCAUCUUUAUCAUUUGAUCUAUUGUUUGAGUUGACGAGUGAACUUGUGUGACAUCAUAGUUUCUGUGAGAGAUUGCAUAUCUCUCAAGCUUCUUUAUUUGAUAAGAAGCUUGUUGCAUAAUAGAAUCAAGAGUGAAAUCACUGGUAUUAAACUUUCUAAUUUUUCUUCUUUCCCGUUAUCACUGAUGGAUUUUCCUGUGAUUAUUGUGUAGAUUAUGAUAAUAUGUUUUUUCGAAUGUAUUUUGUUUUUUGGCAUCAGUUUGUGGAAAAAUUAGGGCCUGAUUGCAUACUAAAUAGUUUGAUAAUUAUUCUCUCCAGUCUCUAGUCUCUAGUACUUGCUUUGUCUUUUGUAAUGUUUCUGUGUUUUGGAGGUUUAUGUGGAGUGGGGGCAGAGGAUGAAAGGCUGUAAGCCUGCAACUUUUAGCAGAUUAUGAAUUUUCUCAAGUUCCUCGCUCAUUUGUAACAUUUUAGUAUUUAACUAUUUGUAGCAUAACAAAGAAUAUGUGAUAAUCAUGUGCAGUGGUAUAUAAUCACCUUUGCUAGUUACAGACAAAGUAAAUAUUUUUUGGGUAGGUCACCAGGCUCUAACAUAAAACAGAAGCCUUUGUGAAAAAAAAAGGAAUGCUCCCUCCAGGACAGCAGUCACGGGUUGGAGGACUACAAACCUCUCUAUCUCUAGUUUCUUCGGAUCCCCGCCUUUCUCCCGAGGAGCCUAGAACAAACUCUGACAAUCUCCGUGAAUCUCCUACUGAAAGUGCCAGUUCUCGAGAAACCUGGCCUACUGCUGAUGCAAUUGCUGCAAAGAAGAUGGAGAAUAGAAAAACAGAGAUGGAUUGCCCUGAUCAGUCAGUUAUUCGCCGUGUUUCUAGUGCAGACAAAAUUAGUCUUCAGGACAUUGCAAGAGAACGAGUUGAUAUAAUAUGUGAGAAAAUGCAUCAUCUACCUGACGAAUUUCUUGAAGAACUGAAAAAUGGACUUCGAGUUAUCCUUGAGGGAGGGAAUGGCUCACAGCAUAGAGAGGAAUUUUUCAUUUUGCAAAAGCUUGUUCAGAGUAGAUCUGAUUUAACAGCCAAGACAUUGAUAAGAGCACAUCGUGUACAGCUUGAAAUCCUUGUUGCAAUAAAUACUGGAAUUCAGGGAUUUUUACAUCCUAGCAUCAGUCUAUCACAAACAUCGCUGAUUGAAAUAUUUGUGUACAAGAGAUGCAGAAACAUAGCUUGCCAAAACCAACUUCCUGCUGAAGAUUGUACCUGUGAGACAUGCACUAAUGGCAAUGGUUUCUGCAAUCUUUGCAUGUGUGUUAUCUGCAGCAAGUUUGACUUUGAAGUAAAUACAUGCCGCUGGAUUGGAUGUGAUUUGUGUUCUCAUUGGACUCACACAGACUGUGCCAUACGUGAGCAACUUAUUUGUAUGGGCCCUUCUGCAAAGAAUGGAGCAGGGCCAAGUGAAAUGGUUUUCAGGUGUCAAGCAUGCAACAGGACUUCAGAACUUCUGGGUUGGGUUAAAGAUGUCUUCCAGCAUUGUGCACCAUCAUGGGAUGGAGAGGCCUUGAUGAGGGAACUUGAUUUUGUCAGUAGGAUCUUUCAUGGUAGUAAAGACCCACGAGGGAGGAAACUUUAUUGGAAGUGUGAUGAUCUCAAGGAAAAAUUGAAAAGUGGGAAAGUGGAAUCUAAGGCAGCAUGCAGGGCAAUAUUGAUGGUUUUCCAAGAGCUUGAGCUGGACUCUCCAAAAAUCCUGGAAAAUACAGAAAGUGGAAGGCUGAUUGCUCCCCAGGAGGCAUGCAAUAGAAUUGCUGAAGUGGUGCAUGAGGCUAUAAGAAAGAUGGAAAUAGUAGCUGAUGAAAAGAUGAGAAUGUUCAAGAAGGCUCGCUUGGCUUUUGAUGCUUGUGAACGUGAAUUAGCAGACAAGGCCAGAGAAGCAGGAAAACUGAAAAUGGACAGGCAAAAAAAGAAGCUACAGAUUGAAGAGCUGGAGAGAAUUGUGAGGCUUAAAAAUGCAGAAGCUGAUAUGUUCCAGUUAAAGGCUAAUGAGGCUAAAAGAGAGGCAGAGCAGCUCCAGAGGAUUGCUCUUGCCAAGUCAGAUAAAUCAGAGGAAGAAUAUACUAGCAACUAUCUGAAGCAAAAAUUAAGUGAGGCUGAGGCUGAGAAGCAAUAUCUGUAUGAGAAGAUCAAAUUGCAGGAGACUUCUCGUGUAUCACAAAGCAGUAGUGGGGGUGACCCCUCUUCAAUGCUGAUGUAUUCCAAAAUCCAUGAUCUUCUCUACAGUGUUCCUCCCAAGGAAGAUGGUCAAUCUAAUGAGUGCCACCCUUUCAGAACAAACCCAUGAGUACUGGUUCAGUGUAUGUUAUAAUCUUUUACAUAUUAUAGCAAUGUUAUUCUGUUGCACAAUUGAUGAAGAGUUAGUCUAAUUCCAUUAGGUUCAAGACAAUGUAAGCCUUUUGUAGAUCAAAGAGGUACUAGUAAGUAAAGGCUUAACUCAGUUUGAAAUUUGGUUUGUUCUAUGCGGUAUAUGUAUGAAUACGCAUUUGUGACAAAUUAUUGAUUGCUUCUUGAUUUGUGGAAUCUAA